Malaya genurostris is the source of this 1656-nucleotide messenger RNA. Its product is annotated as beta-1,3-galactosyltransferase 5. The record is from RefSeq and is a predicted model, not a curated record. Lineage: Eukaryota; Metazoa; Arthropoda; Insecta; Diptera; Culicidae. Gene Ontology annotation, molecular function: hexosyltransferase activity. Bases 186 to 1376 code for a protein of 396 amino acids. Gene Ontology annotation, cellular component: membrane. The transcript is spliced from 2 exons.
AUCGAUGACCAUAACAAAACGCCUACACUUACGAAGGGUUCAAAACUUUUUUUUUUCAAUUUUCAGACUCAAAUUCUUAGUGUCAUAUAAUUAUUAUCAAACUACUAGUUAUCUACAGUGAAUUUAGAAUUAUCAAUGCAACCGUAUCAGUCGAAUACAGUGCUAGCGUGCCAUAGCUGUUGACCAUGAGAAAGUUUCACCGUUUUCUAGCCUUCACCGUGGCCUUGCUCAUCCUGUACCUGGUAUAUCGUUAUUCCUUUAAAACCGACAGUGAAGAAAACUAUUUGUUUUUGAAACCACUGGACACUGGCGCCGGCACGGGUCUGGCUGGAAGGGGAUUCCUAACACUGCUUCAACCCGACGAACCGAAAGAUAUUCCAACAAAGCAAACAGCAGAUCCGAACAGACUGAUCGAUUUGACUGACUUUCGGUACAGAAUUGAAAACGAUAUUUGCAAGGAAAAUGGCAGCUUUUCGGAGUUAUUAGGUGUCAUUCUAGUCACGUCGUACGUCGGUCAUGACUCGCUCCGUUCUGCACACCGACAGGCCAUUUCGCAGCAGAAACUCAUAUCGAUGGGAAUGUUAAGGAUUUUCUCACUGGCAAGCAUUCCCGCGAAGGAAAAGUUUAUAACACAAACUGCCAUCGAACACGAGCAAAAACUGUUCGGAGAUAUCAUUCAAGGGGAGUUCACUGAAGCCUACAGGAAUUUAAGCUACAAGCAUAUAAUGAACCUUAAAUGGGGUACUGAACAUUGUACAAGAGCUAAAUUUCUGGUGAAAAUGGACGACGAUAUCGUAUUCGAUCCGUUCUAUAUUCAGAACCACUUAUCGGAUUUGGACCAACAGAACAGAAAGCAACUGUUGGCUGGUUUUACGUUCACCAAUAAAAAGGUUAUUCGGAUUGAAGCGAACAAAUGGUUCGUGUCUAAGAGGGAGUUUAGCCGUGAUGUCUACCCAUCGUACCUGUCCGGAUGGUUGUACAUUACCAAUCAACCGACGGCCCGUCAACUGGUGCUACAAUCGGAACAGGUUCCGUUUUUCUGGAUCGAUGACACAUACGUCACCGGAAUUCUGGCGGAACGUGCUCGCAUUACGCUCACCAAUCUCAACCGGUGGUUCAGUGCCAACUCGGAGUUUCUGGACUGUUGCAUUCGGGACAUGAAGCGCUAUUCGUACCAGUGUGACUAUUAUGUCGGCCCGAACGGGGGUAACAACAAUCUGAUAGUGGACUUUGUCCAGGAACUGGAACGAUGCUACGACAAUGCUUGCUACCAGCGGCCUAACGGGAAACCCCUGACGAAAACUUGCGUUGCUGAGUACAAACAGAAUGUUCAGGAUAAUGGCAAUCCGCAGGUCAGUCGGAUGCGACUCAGGUAAACCCCAUUGGACUGGAUGUUAUGUGUAAGUGUUUUUUGUAGUACUUGAAAUAAUAGUGGUGUGACCCUACCUAGAAUGAACAAGCAAAACCGUCCAAAAAUUGGUGGAAACAGUGGAGGUGCAGAGAGAAAAACUUGAUGAGGACGUCAUAUAAAAAAUUGAUGUUUAGUUUCCUGUUAAUGUUAUCAAUGUAUUUCAAUAAGCAUUUGUCCUACCAGGUCUACGGGAAAUUUCAAUACUACCUCUCUACGCACCAGCUGUUUGCAGCCUUACAGUUAAU